Molecule: messenger RNA, 1620 nt
Organism: Phyllostomus discolor (pale spear-nosed bat)
Lineage: Eukaryota; Metazoa; Chordata; Mammalia; Chiroptera; Phyllostomidae
Gene: EIF4A1
Product: eukaryotic translation initiation factor 4A1
Exons: 11
Coding region: 78-1298 (406 amino acids)
Biological process (GO): cytoplasmic translational initiation
Cellular component (GO): cytoplasmic stress granule
Molecular function (GO): ATP binding; translation initiation factor activity; RNA helicase activity
Source: RefSeq, a predicted model, not a curated record
AAUGCGAUGGCUGGGGCGGGGUUGGGCGCUCUAUAAGUUGUCGAUAGGCGGGCACUCCGCCCUAGUUUCUAAGGAUCAUGUCUGCGAGUCAGGAUUCCCGAUCCAGAGACAAUGGCCCCGAUGGAAUGGAGCCUGAAGGUGUCAUUGAGAGUAACUGGAAUGAGAUUGUUGACAGCUUUGAUGACAUGAACCUCUCAGAGUCCCUCCUCCGUGGCAUCUAUGCCUAUGGUUUUGAGAAGCCCUCUGCCAUCCAGCAGCGAGCCAUUCUUCCUUGUAUCAAGGGUUAUGAUGUGAUCGCUCAAGCCCAAUCUGGGACAGGAAAAACAGCCACUUUCGCCAUAUCAAUUUUGCAACAAAUUGAAUUGGACCUAAAGGCCACCCAGGCCUUGGUCCUGGCACCUACUAGAGAAUUGGCACAGCAGAUACAGAAGGUAGUCAUGGCUUUAGGAGAUUACAUGGGUGCUUCCUGUCAUGCCUGCAUUGGGGGUACCAACGUGCGUGCUGAGGUACAGAAGCUGCAGAUGGAAGCUCCUCAUAUCAUUGUGGGCACUCCAGGCCGUGUGUUUGAUAUGCUUAACCGCAGAUACCUGUCUCCCAAAUACAUCAAGAUGUUUGUACUGGAUGAAGCUGAUGAAAUGUUAAGUCGUGGAUUCAAGGACCAGAUCUAUGACAUAUUCCAAAAGCUCAAUAGCAACACCCAGGUGGUUUUGCUGUCAGCUACAAUGCCUUCUGAUGUGCUUGAGGUGACCAAGAAGUUCAUGAGGGACCCUAUUCGGAUUCUUGUCAAGAAGGAAGAGUUGACUCUGGAGGGUAUUCGUCAAUUCUACAUCAAUGUGGAACGAGAGGAGUGGAAGCUGGACACACUGUGUGACUUGUAUGAAACCCUCACCAUUACCCAGGCAGUCAUCUUCAUCAAUACUCGAAGGAAGGUUGAUUGGCUCACUGAGAAGAUGCAUGCCCGAGACUUCACCGUCUCUGCCAUGCAUGGAGAUAUGGACCAAAAGGAACGAGAUGUAAUCAUGAGGGAGUUCCGCUCUGGCUCUAGCAGAGUAUUGAUUACCACUGACUUGCUGGCCAGAGGCAUUGAUGUGCAGCAGGUUUCUUUAGUCAUCAACUAUGACCUUCCCACCAACAGGGAAAACUAUAUCCACAGAAUCGGUCGGGGUGGACGUUUUGGCCGUAAGGGUGUGGCUAUUAACAUGGUGACAGAAGAAGACAAGAGGACUCUGCGAGACAUCGAAACUUUCUACAACACCUCCAUUGAGGAGAUGCCCCUCAAUGUUGCUGACCUCAUCUGAGAGGGGCUGGCCCGCCACCUCACCCCAGCCAGGGUUCAGCCCUUGUGGGGCUGAGGAGGAGCCGAGGGGGGCGGGAAGGGAGCCAAGGGAUGGACAUCUUGUCAUUUUUUUUUCUUUUUUUCCUUUGAAUAAAUGUCACUUUUUGAGGCAAAGAAGGAACCGUGAACAUUUUAGAUACCCUUUUCUUUGGGGUAGGCUCUUGCCCCAGGCGCCGUCUCUUCUCCCAAAAACACUAAUCCACUUCCCUAACCUAGUCAACCUCCAAACCCGAGGCUCUACCCAUUCCAGCCAAAUUUCUCUGAGGAUGAUUCCUGGAGGCUGU